This is a messenger RNA of Cladocopium goreaui, 1775 nucleotides long. Lineage: Eukaryota; Dinophyceae; Suessiales; Symbiodiniaceae. The record is from the annotation of a GenBank genome assembly.
GCAGCCUGAUGCGUGGCGACCACUGGCGCGUGCUGGGUCGCAGCGUUUUGGUGCGCCAGGGGCAGAGUCUGAAUAGCGAAGCCGCCGACCGUCUUUGCCAUGGCGCAAUACUGCUGGAAUUGGAUCUGGUGGGCGAGCGCCUGCAGUUCAAGAAGCUUCAAGGUGAGGGCCCAGAGACCGGAUGGUUGAGUAUACGAGUGAAAGACAAAGAGCUGCUGGCAAGAAUAGCUGCCAAAGACAUCAACCAAGAUCCUGCGGGAAAGCUUCCCCCUGUGGUGGGCCCGCGGCUUUGGGCCAUGUCUGAUAUCCACACAGACAAGAAGGAGAACAUGCAGUGGGUCUUAGACUUGGACCCCCGAGAGUUCCAAGAGGACGUUCUGAUCCUGGCUGGCGAUAUCGCAAACACCAUGGAGGUGCUACAAGAGACGCUGCUGCUGUUGAAGUCUCGCUUCGGUCGCAUCUUCUUUUGUCCAGGCAACCACGACCUGUGGAUGCAGGGCUGGAAGAAUGGCAACUCUCUGGACAAGCUGAAGGCCAUCCUGAAGUUUUGCAAAUCGAAGGGGAUUGAAACUGCGCCAGGUGUUGUGAACACAGGUGUUGGACCCCUCUUGGUGGUGCCAAUCUUCGCAUGGCAUCAUCCGCAGUGGGAUACUGAGCCAGAGUUGGAGGAGUGGAACGUGCCACCGCUGGAGAAGACAAUUGUGGAUUAUUGGGCCACCAAGUGGCCCGCAGAUCUUCGCAUCGACGAUGGAUCUGUAGCUGAAGAGCUAGAUAAGCUCAAUGCAUCAGGUUUUGCAGAGGCCUUGAAGCGCCGGGACGAAUUUCAUGGCGUUGUGUCCUUCUCCCACUUCGUGCCGCGACUGGAGGUGAACCCAGAGAAGCGAUAUUUGAUCCCAUCAUCUUUGGCCAAGGCCGUGGGCUCAUUGCAUUUGAAGAAACGGGUCGAAGAGUUGAAGCCAGACGUCCACAUCUUCGGACAUACUCAUUUCGGUUAUGACAUGGACGUGGAUGGCAUUCGGUACCUUCAAGCUGCUCUUGGCACGCCUGCGGAACGAACGUGGGGCGGCUCCAUUGUGACGUUGGGGGACUUUCCUCAAGAAAGAAGGCCCUGCCUGGUUUGGUCCGGCGCCUGGUCCAUGCGCCAUCGCAGCGCCUGGACCCAGUACUACCAGCGUUACGGACGGCGGGCAGAGGUCACCGAGCUGGUCCCGUCGGUCUGCUGCAACCUCUACACGCCCAAAGUCACCGCGGGCGCACGGGCACGCAGCGGAUGGAUCAAAGGUAGGAUGCCCAUUUGGCUCUUUGGGCCAUUGGAGACACGGCUUCAAGAAGCUCAGAUGGUCACCCGAGAGGUAAAUGAGAUCACUGGAUGGGAUGUUCGUGGCAAGAAUGUGAAAGCGCUGGAAAAGCUGCCGAGAAGCUCGCAGGGAGAGCCACGAUCUGUAGAAGCAAGCCAGGCAAUUGGUUGGCACAAGGAAGCCUCCUACACCUUCAUCGAUGUGCGAAAUCAAGGCAAUGGCUGCAUUCCUGGUGCAAUUUCACUACCUCAUCCAGAGGCAACAGAAACACUGGCAUCUUUGGAAGAUGAUGAAGUGCUUCGACUUUGCGAGCAAUUGAACGCCAAGGGAGGUCACAUGCUGAUCAUCGGCGAUUCCGCGAAAUGCUCCUGGGACGCGGCUAUGCUCCUAGCUGGCUACUUUCGCAUGUGGCCCUCUGAGAUGAAACUUGGCCUGAAACUGACAGAACCGGGAUAUAUUUUGGAGGAUUUACUAUGA